GAUUAGUUAGCGACAGCAGCUCCCGCUGAAGCAAUUGUAGCAGCUCCGGCGCCCAUUGAUUUUUGUUUUUCUUCAAAUCCCCAAUCUGCUCUCGCUCGCCGCUAGGCAGCGCCACGCUGGUUUAGAAUUCGAUUGCGUCAUCCUUCCGAGCCCCUUCUCCCCUCAGGUCGUCUGCUCGGAAGCUUCCGCUCGAGCCCCUUCUCCCCUCAGGUCGUCUGCUCGGAGCCUUCCGCCCGUAAUAGAAUACUCCUGCAAGGCGUUUUCGCUGUAAUCAAACAAAAAUGCCUUACGAAGUGGAUGCCACUGAGGUUGACUCCGUCGAGAGAAUCAAGGAUCCCCAAAUCUCGUCUCUUGACGUUAGUGACGAUGAUGGCGGUAGUAGUAGUAGCAGUGGUGAUGAUGAGGAUGUGCCUGUAGUUCUAGGUUUUGUUGAGAAGCCGGAGAAUCAGUGGUCUCUUCUUCGCCAAUCUUUCCCCAGCAAGGCUGGGGGCGUGCCUGCUUGGCUGGAUCCUAUCAAUUUACCAUCGGGAAAAUCUUGCGUUUGUGGCUUUUGUGGAGAGCCUCUGCAGUUCUUGCUUCAGGUUUAUGCACCAAUCAAGGAUAAAGAACCCACAUAUCACCGAACAAUAUUUGUGUUCAUGUGUCCAUCAAUGACUUGUCUUCUCCAAGACCAACAUGAGCAAUGGAAGCGUGAUUUAGGAAAGGCAGCCCAAAGUGUGAAGGUAUUUCGUAGCCAGUUGCCACUUUGCAAUCCAUUCUACUCUAGCAAGUCCUCAACUGAGAGUGGAAGUGCUGAGCCUUCUGGUAGUGGAGCUGCACUCUGUGAUUGGUGUGGUACUUGGAAAGGAGAUAAAUUAUGUAGUAGUUGCAAAAGAGCACGUUAUUGCUCAGAGAAACACCAGGUUUUGCAUUGGCGCUCAGGUCACAAAAUUAAUUGUCAGCGGAUAGUCAUUUCUUCUGAAUUGAAUUCAAGCCUCACUUGCAGUGGAAGCAGUUUGGUACAGAUGCAUAAAGUAGCAAGCAGCACUCAAUGGCCAGAGUAUGAGAUCAUAAGUGAAGACGAAUGUGAAUCUGAUGCAGAAAUGUCUACAGAUGGUGCAUACGAUGGUUCUUUGGUUGCUAGAGACAAAAUGGAUGAAACAUUUGCAGCCCUUCUGAACAGUUUUGGGGAGGAUGGUGACAGAAAGUGUUGGGCCUCUUUCCAAGAGCGCAUAGCUAGGGCACCUGAGCAAGUUUUGAGGUACUGUAUGGAUGCAAGAGCCAUUCCCUUGUGGCCUAUAUCAAGUGGUCAGCCUUCUAUGGCUGAUAUUCCUAAAUGCAGCUACUGUGGUGGUCUUCGAAAGUUUGAAUUUCAGAUCAUGCCUCAGCUGCUGUAUUAUUUUUCUGUGAAGAAUGAGGUGAAUUCCCUUGAUUGGGGUACUAUUGUUGUGUACACAUGCGAAGCUUCUUGCCAAGGAAGCUUGGGUUACAAAGAGGAAUUUGCUUGGGUUCAGCUGGCAUCUCCGUCUGCCACCGUACCUUGAUGCUGCUAUAUUUAGCAACUGGUAUUUUAUGUGCCAUUUUUUCGCAGGUCAGUAAUUGUUUUUUGGCUGGACAAGAGAAGGUAAAAGGCAGCAGCUACUCAAUUUUGAGCAUCGAAGUCUGGUUUUAUCCAUGAAGCUACUCAUGAUAAGGUGUGUGAUACAAAAUCAUUGGGUAGAUAGCAAUUGCAUCAUCCGGUUUUCCCCAUCAGAGCUGUUUUAUGCAUUGUGGUGAUAAGAAAGCGACUUUUUGCCGUCGUAAAAAAAAUUCUUUAGGUCUUGCGCACAUCACUCAAAUAUGAAGUUUUAUGAGGCCUUACGGUGUGUUUGUUUUGUAGGUCAAGGUUUUAACAGGUUCAACUGAUCUGAACUGUGUAGGAUUGGGUUGGUUAUGAUAAUUAUCUUGUCAUAUUUGAUAUGCUAUCUUUGAGAGAUUGUAAUUCUCUCUGGUGGGUUUUUUUUGCCUCAACUUGACCUCCUCAGCCAACUGGGUAAUGAUUUGUUCCAACUUUGCACCAA
This is a messenger RNA of Malania oleifera, 2039 nucleotides long. RefSeq lists its product as uncharacterized. The coding region runs from base 282 to 1523 and encodes 413 amino acids. Gene Ontology annotation, cellular component: cytoplasm. NCBI's taxonomy places the organism in Eukaryota, Viridiplantae, Streptophyta, Magnoliopsida, Santalales, Ximeniaceae. The transcript has 10 exons. The record is from RefSeq and is a predicted model, not a curated record.